Molecule: messenger RNA, 1635 nt
Organism: Xenopus laevis (African clawed frog)
Lineage: Eukaryota; Metazoa; Chordata; Amphibia; Anura; Pipidae
Gene: adtrp.S
Product: androgen-dependent TFPI-regulating protein S homeolog
Exons: 6
Coding region: 120-809 (229 amino acids)
Source: RefSeq, a predicted model, not a curated record
CAGAUCCAAAAUCUGCUUUAUCCAUCAGAAAGAACAUCUUGUGCUCUGCAGUCUUUUAAAGUAGCCAAGGACUAAGCUGAGUGGCUAGCAUUAGUUCAUUGCUCCUGAACACUUGGGUGAUGGCAACCGCUGCUAUAACCUUGUACCACUGCUCUGUUUUUAUCUGGUAUGUUUUUCUCACAUACUUAUUUUUUACAAUUAGCUCAACAGAUCAGCCAGAUGGAGUUUUUCUUUAUGGUGGGCUGUGGAAAUACUUGACCAUUCUCAAUGUGGUAUUGCAGACCGGUUUCUAUGCAAUUUGUUUUGUGGCGGAUCUUCUGAUGUCAGUACCAGGAUUUAAACUUGUGAACUAUAUUGUUUCCUGCAGGGACCUUGUCUUCUCUGUGCUGGCUUUUCCAGCAUCUACUUUUGUGUUUUUGGCAUUUUGGGCACUGUACAGUUAUGACAGACAGCUGGUUUACCCUGAUGGCCUUGACAAGAUCAUACCACUAUGGCUCAAUCACGCUGUGCAUACAGCUGUGUUUCCUCUCGCUGUUGUGGAAAUGGUAACCUCUCCUCAUCAUUACCCACCAAAGAGAAAAGGGCUUCUCCUCUUGGGAUUUUGCUCAGUGUGUUAUCUAAGCUGGGUAUUAUGGAUAUAUUUUGCUGAUGGCAAGUGGGUUUAUCCUUUUCUUGGAUUACUCGGUCCAUUUGAAUUUAUAAUGUUCUCAUUUAGCAGUAAUGUACUUGCUGGGUCUGUCUAUAUUGCUGGAGAAGCUUUCAAUCAUCUUCUGUGGGGAGGAAGUGAACACAAGAAAAAAACUAAAUAAAUACUGAAUGUUGUCCAGUGCCAGAGGAUUUAUGAAAACUGACCCGAGUUGGGACUCCCAUCUUAUUGUUCAGUAACUGACCUAAAAUUGGGAAACUGUUUCAGUAACCAUCAAUGAAACAUUGAAAACCCAGAAGUCAAUAUCUACAGAUUAAAGGAUUGAUGCACAGCUAUUAGGGACAUAAACUUCAUAUUUUCCAUUUAAAAUUGUCAUUUGCAUCUUUACCAAUAUAAUUUUUGUUUACAUCUCAUUUGGAAUUAUAUAGCCUGUCAUUUUACAAAACACACCAUUUUUAUGCCACUCUACAUGUCCCAAGAUUCUUGGAGGAUUGUUUAUAUGAAAUUUACAUAAUUAAUUAUUUCAUAGAAAUGUCAAAUAUUGGAAGUAUUUAUAUGUGUGCACAUGAUGGAGAGAGAAAGAGUAUGGUGAUUACUUAAUUGCACAUGUGUAAUUGCAGAGUUUGCUGGGGCAUUGGACAACAAUAAGAAGAAAAAUACCCCAGUGGUAGCAUUGUGCAUAAAUAAAAGCCAUGUAGCCCACAGAAACCAAUCAGAAAUUGGUUUGCACUAUUUUAACUGUACUAGAUCUAUACAUACAAAUUGCUGAUUGGUGGCUAUGGGUUACAGGGUUUGUGCAUAAUCUGUAUUCUUGUUCUUUAAAGGACUGGUUCACUUUUAAAUUCACCUUUUACUAUGUUACAGAAGGGCCAAUUCUAAGCAACUUUUCAAAUGGUCUUCAUUAUUUAUUUUAUAUAGUUUUUUAAUUAUUUGCCUUCUAACUCUGUCAAGCUUUCAAAUAAAAUGAACAGAUGCUUUGUUAGACUACA